This is a messenger RNA of Anneissia japonica, 2370 nucleotides long. RefSeq names its product meiosis-specific nuclear structural protein 1-like. NCBI's taxonomy places the organism in Eukaryota, Metazoa, Echinodermata, Crinoidea, Comatulida, Comatulidae. The coding region runs from base 129 to 1619 and encodes 496 amino acids. The transcript is spliced from 8 exons. Gene Ontology annotation, biological process: cilium organization. The record is from RefSeq and is a predicted model, not a curated record. Gene Ontology annotation, cellular component: motile cilium.
AGUACCUUGGUUACUUACAAAACAAUCACGAAUGGCGAAGGUUGAAUUUAGUGCUCAAAUAUAAUUUUAUAUUCUACUGUCCAAGUUCAUCUUAUUGUUAAAUAGACGCAUUAGACCUAAGUAUCAAUAUGGCAAUGAUGCGAAGAAAUCUCACCCAUUCACAGCAGCAGAAGGUGUUAGCUGAUACACGACGCAGGGAAGAGGACAGAGAGGAUCACUUAAAAAGACUGACGAAAGAGAAGGUUUUAGAAGCCAAUAUGGAAAGUGAAGAAAGAGUGGAAACAAAACGUUACCUUCGUAGAUUACAACAAGAACAAAAGGAACUUGAAAUGGAGGAAGCAAUUUCAAGGUCUCAAGCAUUGAAACAACAAAGAGAACAGCAGAUGGAACAAGAAGAACGACUGGCUUUGGAGCUAGAAAGAUUGAAAUUAGAAGAGUUACGGGAUGCCAAGAUGAGACAACAAAUAAGAGAAAAUAGUAUCGAAUUGAGAGAACUAGAGGCUAAACUCAAGGCAGGUUACAUGAAUCGAGAGAGAGCUGCUCAACGGGCUGAGAAGGAGGCCAUGCAAUAUGAAAUAACGGCACGCGAUUCAGAGAUUGCACGGCUGAUGAAAGAGGAAUCUGCCCGUGCUGACCACGAGGAGAGAAUGAAGUUAAAGGAACGCUGGCAGGAAAGCGUCCGCUACCAACAAGAGCUAGAAAAACAACUAGAAGAACAGGAACGUAAAAAGCAGGAGAGUUAUGAGGAAUUCUUAAAAGAAAAGCUAAUGAUAGACGAGAUAGUACGAAAGAUAUAUGAAGAGGAUCAAAGAGAAAGAGAACUCUACUUAGCAAAACAACAAGCAACAAAAAGGUACGUAGAUGAAUUCAAGAAGGCCAGAGAAUUAUGGAUGGAUAAAGAAAAGGAACGUAUGGAGGAAGAAAACCGUAAGAUUUUAGAAUUCGCUAAUGCUCAGCGUAACAGAGAAGAAGAACGAAUGCAGUCUAAGAGAGAAAAGGAAGAACAUAAAUCUGAAGUACAAAAUGCUCUUAGCCGAAAAAUCGCUGCAGAAAGGGCUGAAGAGGAAGAAAUGGAAAGAGUACGAAUGGAACUGUAUUUGGAAGAACAAGAAGAGAUGGAACGACAGAAAGAGAAGGAUGAAUUGAACAGACGAGUACGCCAACGUCUCGAGCUGCAGACUAGUAAUCGUCAACAGUUACAACUCAAACAGUUGCGUCUCCAAGCCCAGAUGGAAGAAGAGGAGGAAUUCCGAAAGCAGAUGCUGGCUAAAUUUGCUGAGGAUGAUCGUAUUGAACAAAUGAAUGCACAGAAGCGGCGUAUGAAACAGCUUGAGCACAAGCGUGCAGUCGAGACUCUCAUCGAAGACCGACGGGCACAGUUUGCUGCUGACAAGGAGAGAGAGUUGAUGGACCGACGAGAAGAGGAGGAACGCGAGAAAUUCCGUAAACAAAUUAUUGAGGAGGAAAGACAACGCCUGCUUAGAGAGCACGCUCAGAAACUUCUUGGAUACCUGCCGAAGGGCGUUAUAAAAAGCGAACAUGAUCUGGAAUUAUUUGACGACAGCUUCAAACGACACUAUUCCGAACGCAAGCGUGAUCUGUUUGAUGAUAACUAUUAGUAAAAAAUUCAAAGAGCUAUCGCCAGCAUUCCUAUUACCAAGGCAUAUAUAUGUAUAUAAUUUGUCUAUUUUUUUAGAUAGAAAUCCUGUUUAAAUCUUAAGAAUAAAUUUAGUACCAUUAUAUAUGACAACUUAUUUGAAUUUAAACUUUUGUGUGAGUGGUGUCGUACAGUUGAGUGUGGUCGUAAUGUUGAGUAGAGUACAGCAUUCAUUUUCAAUGUUGUGCUUUAUCAGAUUUCAUAGAUCUGCAGUUUUUUUCCUGGAUUUUAAUUAUACUGUAUAGUUAAAUUUGUUUGAGUAAUGAUAACUUCAGCUUCUUAUCAUCAGCAUCUAGACUGCGAGUACACCAUGAUUCAUCAAUUUGAUUGUUUCAAAAACCAGGAUUUUUUAUCUCAACAAAACAUAAUGUAACAUAAUAAUAUAAGAAUAAGAAUAAUAAAGCAUAAAAAAAUAAAUAUUGCCCAUUCUUACCGACCCAGUCUAAAACAGUUAAGGUCAGCUUUUUAAGUCACCAAGGAAGAGUCCAAAAUUCUUGUCCGAGAGUGCCAUUUCUGGCCACCUAUAGGAUUCUCCCCGGGCCCCCUUUGUUUUAAAUUCCAGGAUCCACCACUGAUAAUGUUCCCCAAAUAUAAAUAACAAAUAAAGGAAAUGUAAUUUCUCAAAUAAAAAAAAACAGAACAUUUAUUAUAAUUAAUACCUUUUUGUUUAGUAUGUGCAAAGUACAAAGAAAUAAAUACAAAUUUAAGGAAAA